Molecule: messenger RNA, 702 nt
Organism: Acanthosepion pharaonis
Lineage: Eukaryota; Metazoa; Mollusca; Cephalopoda; Sepiida; Sepiidae
Source: the annotation of a GenBank genome assembly
AUGACCCCCCCUCCACUAAUCCUUUGCACUUGUCUUCUCUCAUUAUGCCUGCUUUUCUGUCUCUCUUUCUCUCUUUCUCUCUUAAACACGCACAGACACAAACACACACAUAUCCUUGCUAGCUUUGUCUUAAUUUGGGCUAUCUAUAAUAACAUCUGUUUGUCUGUCGGUCUAAAACAAAUGGAAUCGGACCUUAAUUUCGUUGCGGCAUCUAUCUAUCUAUCUAUCUAUCUAUCUAUCUAUCAGACUAAAUCUUUUCAUCUAUCUAAAUCUUUUCAUCUAUCUAAAUCUUUUCAUUUUUCUAUCUAUCUAUCUAUCUAUCUAUCUAUCUAUCUAUCUAUCUUCAUUAUCCCCCGUCUCUCUAUCUAUCUAUUUUUAUAUAAUGUAUUAUCUAUGUCUGAACUUAUCUAUCUAUCUAUCUAUCUAUCUAUCUAUCUAUCUAUCUAUCUAUGCCUGAUACCUUAUCUAUCUAUCUAUCUAUCUAUCUAUCUAUCUAUCUAUCUAUCUGCUUGGUACAUUAUCUAUCUAUCUAUCUAUCUAUCUAUCUAUCUAUCUAUCUCAGUCUAUUCAUUAUCUUUCUCAUUUUGUUCGUCUCUCUAUCUAUCUAUCUAUCUAUCUAUCUAUCUAUCUAUCUAUCUCAAUCUGUUUAUAUCUAUCUAUCUAUCAAUCUAUCUAUCUAUCUAUGUGAAAGAGAUAAAAUAA